Dromiciops gliroides (monito del monte) is the source of this 1361-nucleotide messenger RNA. RefSeq names its product chromosome 3 C21orf91 homolog (gene C3H21orf91). The transcript is spliced from 6 exons. Bases 248 to 1129 code for a protein of 293 amino acids. NCBI's taxonomy places the organism in Eukaryota, Metazoa, Chordata, Mammalia, Microbiotheria, Microbiotheriidae. The record is from RefSeq and is a predicted model, not a curated record.
CGCCUGAGCGAGCAAGCGGCAGAGUCUAACUUGAGACUUCACUGGGGUAGAGAGAAAUAUGUUUCUUCACCAAUGGCGGAACUUCUAAAGACAGACGGGCAAGAAUAACUGAAGAAAGCUGCCUGCGAGUUGGGAGGUGGAUCUUUGCAUUUCUCCAUGUGAGAAUUCCUUCCAUCAGUGCAGAUUUCAACCCAUCCAUGCCUUCUCAGCCUUUGCAACUCCUAGAGGAUCUACCCAAGGGGCAACUAUGAAUGAAGAGCAGUUUGUAAACAUUGACUUAAAUGAUGACAACAUUUGCAGUAUUUGUAAACUGGGAACAGAUAAAGAUACACUUUCCUUUUGCCACCUUUGCUUUGAGCUAAAUAUUGAAGGUGUACCAAAAUCUAAUCUCUUGCAUACCAGAUCUUUAAGAGGCCACAAAGAGUGCUUUGAAAAAUUCCAUUUGAUAGCAAACCAGGAUUGUUCUCGAUCUAAACUCUCCAAAAGCACUUAUGAAGAAGUCAAAACUAUAUUUAGUAAAAAGAUAAAUUGGAUUAUACGGCAUGCCCAGAAUAAGGAUGUAGAGUCUGAUCCUGAAUGUUCCAAAACUUCCCAGCACCCACUUUUAAAUUUUAGACAUAAAUCAGAGAGAAAGUUAUUACCGCAGUUUGAUUCCCAAGUACCAAAGUAUUCUGCAAAAUGGAUGGAUGGAACAACAGUAAACAUCUCAAACCAUGCACAGCGAAUUUUGGAGCAAAGAGAAUCUGCAAGCUUUGGGCUUGAUAUGUUGCAAGAUCCAAGUACCCCUUUCUGCUAUAAUAGUGUAUUGUGGUCUCAUCACCAGCAAACUCAGAAAAAAGAAAAGAAAGCUUCUGUUUCAGACAUUAGUGACCAGAGACGACACACUUAUUAUACAAGAGAACAAUUGAGUUUGAUGAGUCUUGGUGAGGUAGAGCAGCUCAAUGAAAAGCUUCACCAACAAAUCCAAGAAAUUUUUGAGCAGCUGACACACCAAGUACAAGAAAAGGAUUCUUUGGCUUCAGAGCUCCAUGUCCGACAUAUUGCCAUCGAACAACUACUUAAGAAUUAUUCCAAGUUGCCGUGUCUUCAAGCAGGGAGACAAGGAAUGAAAUGCAACCUUCCCAUAUAACUGAGCAAGACUUAUACUUAAUUCUAUCAAUUCAUUGGUCAGCCGUGCAUACAAACUUCUAAUAAGUAUGUGAGAAGUUGUGGCAUCCUUUUGAAAACAUUUGGAAUCUUUUCAACAACAUUCAAUCUAUUUUAACUACAAUUUUUAAAAUAAUAUUUUUUUUCUCCCCAUUUACAUGUAAAAAUCCAUCCCUGAGACAAUAAGCAAUCUGAUAUAGGUUAUACAUGUGCAA